UUUUAUCAUUUUUUAAAUAAAAAAUAUCUAAUUUAAGGACUCCAAAGUACGCCAAUUACAAAAUGUAUUCUAUAUGGAACCGUUUUGAACUCUACAUUAGCAAGUAUUUUUGGUAUAAAGCAUUAUUUUCAUAUUCAAAUUUUUCCUCAUUUUUUAAGUUAUCAUCAGUAUUGGAGAAUUUUUACAUGGCAAAUGAUUUAUGCAAAUGCAGGAGAGGUUUUAUUUGGUAUUUUAAUGAUUUAUAGUUUAAGAAUAGUGGAGCGGCAUUUUGGAGCUAGAAAAUAUGCAUCAUUUAUCAUUUUAUCUUUAGUUUAUACAUCUAUUCUUACACCACUUUUUUUAGGGGUUGUUGUAAAGCCUUUAAGUAGUGGACGUUAUCAAUAUAUUCCUCCUGGGCCUACUGCACUUUUUUUUUCAGUUUUAGCACAAUAUCAUACGAUUAUACCUUCAAGUUAUAAAUUCAAAGUGUUGGAUUCUCCAUCUUUUAAUCAUAAAAAAGGGUUGAUUAUGUCAAAUAAAAUAUAUAUGUAUAUUGUUUCAUUUCAGUUACUUUUUGCACAAUCACCUGGAAGUAUAAUUUCAGCAGGUAUAGGGUGGCUUGUAGGUCGUUUUUAUGUUUUUAAAUGGCUUCCUGGUGCAAACUGGCAAAUACCCAAACGGAUCUUUUCAAGAAUUAUUAGUGAUGCUCCUUCUAUAUUUAUUUCAGGACAAUCAAAUAAUAAUGAGACACAACAUGCGAUACCUACUAGUGCUUCUAUUUUAAAUGCAAUAAGUGGGGUUUCAGAGAGACCAGAACUCAGUGGAGCAAGAGAACAUGAAAUUGAAUCUAUAGUGGCUAUGGGAUUCACAAGACACCAAGCCGUAAAUGCAUUAACGAGAGCAAACAAUAAUAUUGAAAUGGCUAUUCAAUUCCUACUAGAGGAAUAA
This is a messenger RNA of Pneumocystis jirovecii RU7, 927 nucleotides long. RefSeq lists its product as uncharacterized. Gene Ontology annotation, molecular function: protein binding; serine-type endopeptidase activity. The record is from RefSeq and is a predicted model, not a curated record. Lineage: Eukaryota; Fungi; Ascomycota; Pneumocystomycetes; Pneumocystales; Pneumocystaceae. The transcript has 2 exons. Bases 193 to 927 code for a protein of 244 amino acids.